GACCGUCCCUUCUCUCCCGAUCCGGCGGGAGGGACGGGGGAGGGGCGGGAUUUCCUGCGGGAGGCGCCGAGCCGGCCUUGGAAAAGGAGAAGGAGAAGGGGGUGGGGGGCCGUGGGAGUCACCGUCCUGAGUGCUAGGGACAGAGCAGGGCCAGCCGGACCCCCGGCGGGACGGCCGGGCGAGACCCCUGAGACCUGUCUACCGCGGCUGCCUGAGGCCCCAGGGAAUGCUGGUUGCUCUCUGGGUGGGCAUCCGUGCUGCCCAGCCAAGCCGGGAAGAUUGGCGUGCCCAGUCCCGGCCCAUCCCGGGGCCGUCGGAAGCUGAAAGCUGAAAGCUGAUAUCCGUCCAGAUUUCCACGUAGCCUCCACCCCCUCAGAGACUGGCUUUCCUGCUUGUGGUGGCAGCUCACGGAGCACCUUGAGGGAAUAUCCAUCAGCGCCUGACAAGGAGCCCAUUGCCUGGGACACCAGACGUGCUCCCCGGGGACCAGGAGCUCUCCAGGGGGCUGAGACAUGGCUCCCUGACACCUUGGCUUGGACCAGUUUGCCUGCCUCUGCCCUGGACGCAACCCAGAGCCCGGCCCAGGGGCCAGGAUGGGUCGUGAGCAGGACCUGAUCCUUGCUGUCAAGAACGGAGAUGUAACUGGUGUGCAGAAACUGGUGGCUAAGGUCAAGGCUGCAAAAACAAAGCUCCUGGGCUCCACGAAGAGGCUCAACGUCAACUACCAGGAUGCCGAUGGAUUCUCUGCUCUCCACCAUGCUGCCUUGGGGGGCAGCCUGGAGCUCAUAGCCUUGCUGCUGGAGGCGCAGGCCACCGUUGACAUCAAGGAUAGCAAUGGCAUGCGCCCCCUGCACUACGCAGCCUGGCAGGGCCGGCUGGAGCCCGUGAGGCUGCUGCUGCGGGCCUCCGCAGCCGUCAAUGCCGCCUCGCUGGACGGGCAGAUCCCUCUGCACCUGGCCGCGCAGUACGGACACUACGAAGUGUCAGAAAUGCUCCUCCAGCAUCAGUCCAACCCGUGCCUGGUCAACAAGGCCAAAAAGACACCGCUAGAUCUGGCCUGUGAAUUUGGGAGGCUCAAGGUGGCCCAGCUGCUACUGAAUAGCCACUUGUGUGUGGCGCUGCUGGAGGGUGAGGCCAAGGACCCAUGUGACCCUAACUACACCACACCCCUGCACUUGGCUGCCAAGAAUGGCCACAGAGAAGUCAUCAGGCAGCUCCUGAGAGCCGGGAUUGAGAUCAACCGCCAGACCAAGACAGGCACGGCGCUCCACGAGGCCGCGCUGUAUGGCAAGACUGAGGUGGUACGGCUGCUCCUGGAGGGAGGAGUGGACGUGAACAUCCGGAACACAUACAACCAGACGGCACUGGACAUCGUGAAUCAGUUCACCACCUCCCAGGCCAGCCGGGAAAUUAAGCAGCUGCUGCGAGAGGCCUCAGGGAUCCUAAAGGUGCGAGCGCUCAAGGAUUUCUGGAAUCUUCAUGAUCCUACUGCUCUCAAUGUCCGGGCAGGGGAUAUCAUCACGGUGCUUGAGCAACACCCCGAUGGCCGCUGGAAGGGCCACAUCCACGAGAGCCAAAGGGGCACGGACCGUGUGGGCUACUUUCCCCCAGGCAUCGUCGAGGUGGUCAGUAAGCGAGUGGGUGUCCCUGUGCCCCGCCUCCCCUCUGUGCCCACCCCCCUGCGUCCAGGCUUCUCCCGGACACCGCAGCCUCCUGCCGAAGACCCCCUGCACCCUCUUACCUAUGGCCAGCUCCCUCGGAUGGGCCUUAGUGCAGACAGCCCAGCAGGUGACAGGAAUAGCGUGGGCAGUGAGGGCAGUGUGGGCAGCAUCCGCAGCGCUGGCAGCGGACAGAGUUCUGAGGGCACCAAUGGCCACAGCACUGGCCUUCUGAUUGAGAAUGCCCAGCCACUGCCCUCUGCCGGAGAGGACCAGGUACUGCCAGGACUGCACCCCCUGUCCCUGGCAGACAACCUGAGCCACCGCCCUCUGGCCAACUACCGCUCUGGGGAGCAGAUCUUCACCCAGGACGUGAGGCCAGAACAGCUGCUGGAGGGGAAGGAUGCGCAAGCCAUUCAUAACUGGCUGAGCGAGUUCCAGCUGGAGGGCUACACUGCCCACUUUCUGCAGGCUGGCUAUGACGUGCCAACCAUCAGUCGUAUGACGCCUGAGGACCUGACAGCCAUUGGGGUGACCAAGCCUGGGCACAGGAAGAAGAUUGCCUCGGAGAUCGCUCAGCUCAGUAUCGCUGAGUGGCUGCCCAGCUACAUCCCGACGGACUUGCUGGAGUGGCUGUGUGCGCUGGGGCUGCCACAGUACCACAAACAGCUGGUGAGCAGUGGCUAUGACUCCAUGGGGCUGGUGGCCGACCUCACCUGGGAGGAGCUGCAGGAGAUCGGUGUCAACAAGCUCGGGCAUCAGAAGAAGCUCAUGCUGGGGGUGAAGCGGCUGGCGGAGCUUCGGCGGGGCCUGCUACAGGGGGAGGCCCUAGGUGAAGGCGGGCGCCAGCUGGCCAGGGGUCCAGAGCUGAUGGCCAUCGAGGGGCUGGAGAAUGGGGAGGGUCCAGCUGCGGCUGGCCCACGCCUCCUCACCUUUCAGGGCAGCGAGCUGAGCCCAGAGCUACAGGCAGCCAUGGCAGGGAGUGGCCUUGAGCCGCUCCCCCUGCCGCCUGCCCGCUCCCCCAGCCAGGAGAGCAUCGGGGCACGCUCACGGGGGUCUGGUCACUCACAGGAACAGCCUGCUCCCCAGCUCAGUGGUGGAGACUGCAGCACCCCACAGGAGAGGAACCUUCCAGAGGGCACAGAGCGGCCCCCCAAGCUUUGUUCCCCACUUCCAGGCCAAGGACCUCCCCCUUACGUUUUCAUGUACCCCCAGGGCUCACCCUCCAGCCCGGCCCCAGGGCCACCUCCUGGUGCACCUCGGGCUUUCUCCUACUUGGCCGGACCCCCUGCCACCCUGCCCACCCCUCCGGACCCACCUCGGCCCAAGCGCCGGUCCCACAGCCUGAGCCGCUCAGGCCCCACCGAGGGGGAAGGUGAAGGGGAAGCCGAAGGGCCAGUGGGUAGCACCUUGGGCAGUUAUGCCACCCUUACCCGGCGACCGGGACGCAGCACUCUCACCCGGACCAGUCCUAGCCCGACCCCAACUCGAGGGGCUCCCCGCAGCCAGUCCUUUGCCCUUCGGGCUCGACGCAAAGGCCCCCCACCCCCACCCCCCAAGCGCCUCAGCUCUGUCUCUGGCCCCACCCCGGAGCCACCUCCACUCGAUGGGAGCCCAGGGACCAAGGACGGGGCUGCAGGGCCUCGAAGACGAACACUGAGUGAACCAACUGGCCCCUCUGAGCCCCCUGGCCCACCUGCCCCCGCUGGCCCCGUGUCAGACACAGAGGAGGAGGAGGAGCCAGGCCCUGAGGGGACACCCCCAUCUCGGGGCAGCUCAGGGGAAGGGCUGCCGUUUGCAGAGGAGGGGAACCUGACCAUCAAACAGCGGCCGAAGCCAGCUGGCCCCCCGCCCCGGGAGACGCCUGUGACACCCGGCCUCGAUUUCAACCUCACAGAGUCAGACACUGUCAAACGCAGGCCCAAAUGUCGGGAGAGAGAGCCGCUGCAGACAGCACUGCUGGCCUUCGGCGUGGCCAGUGCCACACCUGGCCCCUCUGUCCCCCUGGCCUCCCAGGCUCCCAGCGAAUCACCUUCCUCUGCUUCUCCCAGUCCUCCCCAGCCCAAGCCCAGCAACCUUCCACCUCAAGGAGCUGUGGCCCCUCAUCCUCCCAGCCCCACAAUGCAGCCCUCCGUGCCCCCCGUCCCCCCCUGCCCUGGGCUGGGUCUGGAAAACUCAGCAGGCAGUCGGUGGAAUGGGGAGACGGAGCCCCCAGCUACCCCCGCUGCCCUCAUCAAGGUGCCCGGCACAGGAACAACCCCGAAGCCUGUGUCCGUGGCCUGUACCCAGCUGGCAUUUUCUGGCCCUAAGCUGGCUCCCCGGCUCGGCCCCCGCCCGGUGCCUCCUCCGAGGCCCGAGAGCACUGGGGCUAUGGGCCCAGGCCGGGCUCAGCAGAGACUGGAACAGACCAGCUCGUCCCUGGCAGCUGCACUGAGGGCUGCGGAGAAGAGCAUUGGCACCGAGGAGCGAGAGGGCGCCCCCGGCACCUCCACCAGACACAUUCUGGAUGACAUCAGCACCAUGUUCGACGCCCUGGCUGACCAGCUGGACGCCAUGCUGGACUGAGCUAGACGUCCUGUGGCCCUUCAGCAGUGCCCACUGCCCUUGCUCCAGCGCAGAAGCAGCCCCUGCCACCCUAGGGACAGGCAGAGGGCUGGUCCAGCUGGAGCGCCCCUCCCUAGCAGGGCUCCUUCCUGCUGCUCCAAGGCAGUGGCUGUCAGCACCACAGUUCUUGUGGGGCAGCCCUGUGGCGGGGGCUGAGGGGACUUAUCAGAACCUGACUAGCUGAGGGGACUCCUCUGCGCCUCAGCAAAGGCCUCCCCAGUAUGUGAUCUGAGCGACAGCCCUGCCCCCUGGACAGGGACCCUGGUAAGAGCUUUCUCCUCAUGAAGGAGGGGGUAGCAGGGCUUCUGGGGAGCUUUCUCUGUGCCCCCCAACCUGUGUCUCAAGUCCCUGUGCCAAGGGAAUGCCUCUUGCCACCCGCUGUGCUGGCCUGGCGCUGAGCGGCUGGAGGAGGCAGUGUGUCCGGCUGGGCCCCUCCCCGCAGGUGUACAUAGGACGUGUAAAUACGCGGCAGGGGCGUGCCCUCGGCGGCAGUGGCUGUACCCAGGCCAGCUCCUGCCCCUGCCUGCCCUCACUGUAGGCAGAGGUGGCAGGGGGAGGAGGCAGUGGGAUUAACAGAUCCCAAAAGUCCAAACUUUUUCAAUUGUAAAUGUUAUUUUUUAAGCAGAGAGAAAUGCAUAUAUUAUAAAUGGAAUUUAUUCUAUCUAUUAACUGCCUGAGAGGCCGCAGUGGGGGGGAGUUCGGACCGCAGCAGGAGUGUUCACUGCCCACCUCAGGGCUGGAAGCCUGACCUGGGUUGGCCCAGGCCUCGGCCCUGUAACCAUUAACCUCUUCCCCCAACUAACACCAAUGAAAGUGUCAUUCCA
Messenger RNA from Propithecus coquereli (Coquerel's sifaka), 5086 nucleotides. It is a transcript of the gene CASKIN2, whose product is annotated as CASK interacting protein 2. Lineage: Eukaryota; Metazoa; Chordata; Mammalia; Primates; Indriidae. The record is from RefSeq and is a predicted model, not a curated record. Gene Ontology annotation, molecular function: protein binding. The transcript is spliced from 20 exons. Bases 594 to 4223 code for a protein of 1209 amino acids.